AUGUCUUCUGCACAAGAAAGGGAUUCAUGGCCUUAUGCACAAGGAUUUCAAAAUUGUUCCGAGACUUGUGAUCCAGUUACGCUUAAAGUCCAUGGGAAAAUACCUAAAUGGUUAGAAGGUGUCCUUUAUCGUACUGGCCCUGGAACUUAUAAAAUUUCAUCAAAGAAAAAUCCGGAAAUUGUAUUUUCUUUUGAUCAUUGGUUUGAUGGACUUGGCCAAGUUCAUCGUUUCGAAAUCAGAAACGGUGUGGUUACUUACAGAAGCAGAAACGUAGCUUCUUCAGAUGAAAAAUAUAUAGAAGAAAAUGGUAGAUUGCGAUUAACUCAAAUUACAUUUGGUCAAGAUAUUUGCGAAAAUAUAUUUCAAAAGUUCUUUACAGUCUUCCAAGCAUCUAUUUCAUCUAACAACCUGGAAGAUGAUCCAAACAGUAGAAACGUUUCUGUAACUCUUACCAACGCUCUUCCUUAUCCUGAAGGAAAUUCUACAACACUUGUUUUAGGAACAGAUGCAAAUGUUUUAAAGUCAAUCGAUCCGAUUACACUUAAACCAAUACAAAAUUUUUCGUUUAAAAAAUUUCAUCCAGCUUUAUCUGGAUCCAUGGCACCAGCUCAUUAUCAACAUGAUGCUGAAACUGGAGAAUAUUUUUCUUUUGUUUCUAAUUCAGGUGCUAUACCUGAGUAUAAUGUAUUUUCUAUCAAAACUGAUGAAGAAACUGGAAAACCUAUUACGACUAUACUUGCAACCAUUCCAUCAAAAUUAGCGCAAUGUGAUUUUGCAAUGAACGGUGCGAAAAUAUUAUGGGAGCGUAAUAUAAUUCGAUCAUUUGUCCCAUGGGAUCCCAAUCAAAAGACUCACUUCUACGUAAUUGAUCGUAACCUUAAAAAACAUGUGGCCACCUAUACCUUUCCAACGUUCUAUUGUUUCCAUACUAUAAACGCAUAUGAUGAAGGAGAUGAUAUCAUCAUUGAUUUAUCUCAAUACAAAGAUAAUAGUGUCAUCUUUCAACUUACAGUUGAUCGACUUUCAGGAUCUGAAACUAAUGCUGAUAAAUUACCUUUGCAAUUUGAUCAUGGUAGAGUACAUAGGUAUAAGUUGUGUAAUGUUUCAAAAAAUCUAGAUAGCACAGAUUUGAAAUAUGGCAGCGAUAAAUUUCCAAAUGCCGAACUUGUAUUUGCGACUUCCGAAGAUUUGAAUGUUGAACUUCCAGUGGUUGAUUUUUCAAGAUAUUAUAUGAAAAAGUAUCGAUAUGUCUAUGGUAUCUCACACUCAGGUUCUAAUCCUCACAUUGUUUUUGAUCGUCUCAUAAAAAUUGAUCUCCAUAGAACAGAAAAUGGUUCAUUUAAUCAUAAAAUUUGGCAACAAUUUGGAUGCACACCUAGUGAACCAAUUUUUGUCCCUGCACCGAGUGCUGUUGAAGAGGAUGAUGGUGUAAUAACAAGUGUAGUACUUGAUGGUAUAAAGAAUACUAGUUUUUUAUUAAUUUUAGAUGCUAAAUCUUUUAAAGAAAUUGCUAGAGCUGAAAUGGAACAUGGAAAAGUUGUUCCUUAUGGAUUUCAUGGAUUAUGGAACAAAUCAUGA
Molecule: messenger RNA, 1578 nt
Organism: Dentiscutata heterogama
Lineage: Eukaryota; Fungi; Glomeromycota; Glomeromycetes; Diversisporales; Gigasporaceae
Source: the annotation of a GenBank genome assembly